CCGUCACUGCUUCGGGCACCAAAGCUGGAUUUGAAGCGGACGUAGGAGGGAGUGUUUUUUUCUUUCUUUCGUUAAAAUGCAGUCGUUGUAACCUUUCAUUUUGAAAUGUCUUUAACUUUGAAAGCAAUGCUGCGUCCAGGGGUGAUAUGUGAUCGCAUACUAAAUUGGUGCUGAUUCAACCAAUUAGUUUCUUGACUUCCUGAGGAAGUUUGACUUGUUGUAAAUCAUUGAUCUAGUUUCUUACAUUUUAAAAUUAUAUAUAUGUGUGUUACUGUAUACCAGAAAACAGUUCUUUGUAGGUAGUGUGUUUGGGACUCUUUGGGAAAUGCAGUGCUUUCUAAAUUAACACGUGUUGACCAUUUUCGGGAGGUAAACUUUACUGUGGCUGUUUCGCCAGAGUGUGUGCCAAAGUAACCGUUCGCCACGAAGAAAAUAAGUCUUGACUUUAACCUUAUAACCAAGGCUUAAUACGAAAUAUUCUUUAUUUUUACUUUCAUGUUUCGGACAUUAAUCGUAUAACAAUAUUCAUGAUAACUCCGUAGGUUACUUGCUUUCUGUUCAAAACCAAUAGAAUUAAAAUGCAGGAGGAAACGAAAGGUGCUGAUUUUGAAGUAAAAGAGGAAACUAAUACUUCGGUCUUACAAAAACCAAAAACAUCUGACGGACAUGGAUUUUAUGACCGCUCGGAUGGAAACGGCGCUGAUAAACCAGCCACUCGUUUGUACAAACGCCGAUGGGUUAUAGUAUUCCUUUUCAGCACUUAUUCGCUCUGUAAUGCCUUCCAGUGGAUCCAGUACGGAAUCAUCAGCAAUAUCUUCAUGAAAUUCUACAAAGUUGACUCUUUCACUGUCGAUUGGAUGUCAAUGGUGUACAUGAUGACUUACAUCCCUUUUAUAUUUCCCGUAACGUGGCUUUUGGACAAAAAGGGUUUGAGGGUCAUCGCGCUCGCAGGUACCGCCGCAAACUGUAUGGGGACCUGGAUUAAAGUGGCCAGCGUAAGACCGGACCUGUUCUGGGUGAGUGUCCUUGGACAGUUCUCCUGCUCCCUGGCCCAGGUCUUCAUCCUCGGAAUGCCGUCCCGGAUCGCCUCAGUUUGGUUCGGCUCGAAGGAGGUGUCCACAGCCUGUUCAAUCGGAGUCUUUGGAAACCAGCUGGGUGUGGCCACUGGCUUCCUGAUUCCCCCCAUGCUGGUGCCCAAUGUGGACGACGUGGACCAGCUGGCUCACCACAUCAGCGUCAUGUUCUAUGGGACAGCCGUGGUGGCCACAGUGCUCUUCAUCCUGGUGAUGGCAUUUUUCCGGGAGAAGCCAGACGUCCCUCCCACGCAGGCCCAGGUGAUGGCGUGCAGCAUGUCCGCAGAGUACUACUCCUACGGAGCCUCUAUCCUGAGACUGCUGAGGAAUACAUCCUUCAUCCUCCUCAUUGUUAGCUAUGGGUUGAAUGUGGGCUGCUUUUACGCUGUUGGCACCUUACUGAACAGAAUGAUAAUUGCACAUUACCCUGGCCAGGAAGUGAAUGCAGGCAGGAUUGGCCUCACUAUCGUCAUUGCUGGGAUGAUUGGCUCCCUCAUCUCUGGAAUUUGGUUGGACCGCACAAAGACCUACAAGCAGACAACGCUGGCUGUGUACUUCAUGACAUUUGUGGGGAUGCUGGUCUACACUUUCACUCUGGACCUUGGACACUUAUGGGUGGUCUUCAUCACCGCGGCAUCACUGGGGUUCUUCAUGACAGGCUACCUUCCCCUGGGCUUUGAGUUUGCUGUGGAGCUGACGUACCCUGAGUCUGAGGGCACCUCCUCAGGGCUGCUCAACUGCUCGGCACAGGUUUUCGGAAUCAUAUUCACCAUCUGUCAGGGGAAGAUCAUCGACUCCUUUGGCACCCAAGCGGGGAACAUCUUCCUUUGUGUCUUCCUUCUCACUGGGACCAUCGUAACCGGUUUCAUUAAGUCAGACCUUCGGCGGCAGCAGGCGAACACGCAGGCUGAGACUGUUGCCGUGGGCAGUGGGCCCCCAGCCCGGAGCUAUGAGGCCACAGCCUCCAUCAGCUCUCUGCAUAAGGCCAAAGACCCCCUAAUCCCAGUCGAUUAAACCCUAAUACAGGCAGGCCAAGAUCCUGACAAAUGAUUUGGAGAUCACCAUCCCCAUCGCUGACCAAAAUGAGACCAAGAUGUAGCUCUGAGUACUAGCAUGUGUGCAUGUGCACACGUACACACACACACACAUGCACGUACGCACGUACACACACACACACACACACACACAUGCACGUACACACAUGCACACACGCACGUACACACACACACACACACACAUACACGCACGCACGUACACAUGCACACCAAAUCUCAGCAAAAAUACCUACAGUGUAGACACCCUCAGUGCAUUCCAGCAGACACAGGUGCACAUCAGCACAGUCAUCCCCAUCUAUGAGAGAACUCUUUUGCCCAGUAUCAUGUCAAGUUUAUCUAACAAAUACACACCUCCUGAGAGACAGCUAGGAUGGAGAAUGUGUUCAAAAGUAUGCAGUGAUUUAGCUAUUAAUGUGGACCCAGACAGUCCACAUUUCUGCUCCCUCCCAGCUCCCAGCACAUGAUUGUUUGGUUCAGGUAUGUGGCAUGUAGGGAGGGCGCAGAACUGUGGGGGUUUGGGGGUACCCAAGUACCUGUGUUUUUUUUUUUUGACAUUAAAUUUAUUUUAUUUAUUUGUACUUUAAAUGUUUACAAAAUAAUGUUUACAGCAUGUUGUGAAACAGAAAUAUUAUGUUUUAAGCAGAAGACUCAUUGGAUGGUGGAAAUAAAGGGGGACUGGUUUUGCUAUA
Paramormyrops kingsleyae is the source of this 2817-nucleotide messenger RNA. Its product is annotated as choline/ethanolamine transporter flvcr2b-like. Gene Ontology annotation, biological process: transmembrane transport; heme export. Gene Ontology annotation, molecular function: heme transmembrane transporter activity; heme binding. NCBI's taxonomy places the organism in Eukaryota, Metazoa, Chordata, Actinopteri, Osteoglossiformes, Mormyridae. Gene Ontology annotation, cellular component: membrane. The record is from RefSeq and is a predicted model, not a curated record.